Sungouiella intermedia is the source of this 2559-nucleotide messenger RNA. The record is from the annotation of a GenBank genome assembly. Lineage: Eukaryota; Fungi; Ascomycota; Pichiomycetes; Serinales; Metschnikowiaceae.
AUGUCUACUCUUCGUUGGGGAAUCAUUGGCACAGGUUGGGUCUCCGAGAAAUUCUCUACAGACUUGAUUAAGUUUUCCCCUUUCAACGAGACAGGCAUCACUCAUGUGGUAACUGCUGUUGGAUCUUCCUCUGUGGAGAAAGCUAACAAGUUUGUCGAAGGUACCUUAGAGCCAUUGAUUCAAUCUAUUGGUAUCGAGCAUCCACCAAUAACAGCUUCUACUUAUGAUGACGUCUACAUCAAUCCAGAUGUUGACAUUGUCUAUGUAGGAUCACCCCAUGUGAACCACUUGGAGAACACUCUCAAAGCAUUUGAAGGUGGAAAACAUGUGCUCUGUGAAAAACCUGUGACAGUGACUGCUAAGCAAGCAAAGAAGAUUGUGGAUACUGCCAAGGAAAAGGAUUUGUUCUUCAUGGAAGCUCUUUGGGUGCGCUUUUUCCCGGCCAACAGAUCUUUAAUUGACCUCUUGUAUGGACCUCAAAAGGUGCUUGGAGACAUCAAGAAGGUCACGGCCAAGUACACCUAUGUGCUAACUGAUAAAUUCAACAUUACCCCUGAACACAGACUUGUGAACAAGAAACUUGCAGGUGGUGCUAUGUUGGAUAUUGGUGUAUACCCAUUGACGUAUCUUCGAAUGUACUUAAACCCAGAGCUGGACCCCAUUACCGACUGGAAAAUCACUCAAUCUGAGAUUGUGUUGGAUAGCAUGACAGGAAAGGAUGAGGAUAAGGUGGACUAUUCUGUGAAGGCCUGGUUUGAGUUGCCCAAAUAUGGCCAGGAAGCAGAGAUCGAGGCAGGCUAUUACGGAGGCACGCUGGAUUACGAACAUUGUGUAAUUGAGGGAACGAAGGGCGUGGCCAAGAUCAGAAAUGCUGGCUUCCCGGGUACUUGGGAAUAUACAAUUGAGACCGACGGAGAUAAAAAGGUUACCAAAUUCAACAACUCGGUCCCGAACACUCUCGGUUUCUAUUUCCAAGCAGCUGCAGUCGGUCAAGCAAUUGCUAAAGGAGAAAAGCAGACAGUCAUAGCUCCGUGGAGCGACAGUAUCGCUGAGAUGACCAUCGCGGACAAGAUACGCCACGACAAUAACUUUUUCUAUCAGGAGGACUAUGAAACUAAAUUUAUUAACGUUGGUGAAGGCAUGGAGAGUACUAGAACGGGAACAAUUGAUCUUGAGUUAGGAGAGAGGUGCAAAGCCGAAAUAGGCACGACUAACUUGGAAAAGGUCAAGCUGAAACAUGAAUCUUCAGUUAGGAUUACCUCACAAGCUCUUCAAGAGUCUUCUUCAGAAGAGUCUCAACUAGACCAGGUUGACGUCUACAUUCCCGAUGGAGGUGCCAAGGCGUGGAUCAACCUUGCCGGCACUUUUGUGGGGUUGACUGGAUGUAUGGGGAUCGUUAAUUCCAACGGUGCGGUGGAAGAGUACAUCUCACACAAUGUGCUUCCCAAUACCUCACAGUCCACCAUUGGAUGGAUAUUCAGUUUGUUCAAUUUCUUCAUGUUUGGGUUCAUUCUCUUUGUUGGACCCAUUUUCGAGAGUUAUGGUUCUAGGAUAUGUAUGGCAAUUGGAAUUGGCUCUUUCACAAUGGGAUACAUGGGCUUUUCAUCUAGUUCAAAGAUGUACCAGUUCUUGUUGAGCAGUGCGAGUAGCGGAUUUGGAUUAUCGUUUAUGUUUGGUUCUAGUGUUGGUAUUGUGGGACAGUAUUUCAGAAGGCGUCGCGCAUUAUGCCUUGGUAUCGUGUUUUCUGGAGGUGCUAUUGGAGGCAUUUUGUUUCCAAUUAUAAUGAGGACAUUGUUUCCCAAAAUUGGCUUUCGCUGGACCAUAAGAGUUGUGGGAUUCAUUAUUAUCGCAUGCUUCGUUAUUGAGGCUAUUCUCACAGUUGACAGGAACGACGUUAUCAACCCAGAUGCGAAGAGCCAGAGUUUCUACCAGAAAACUUUAGGAAAAAUUAAGCUUGGAGCUUUCAAAGAGUUCACGUUUUCGACUUUGGUUAUCUCCAUGAUGUUAACUGGUUUUACGUUCCUCCUUACACUCACAUACGUGAUAUCUUACGCUGUCGCUGCUGGCUACACCUACCACGAGGCCACCAACUUGGUCGUUGUGAUGAAUGCUACAUCUAUUGUGGGUAGGAGCUGUGGAGGAUACUUGGCAGAUAAAUUUGGACGGUUCAAUAUGUUUUUAGCUGUUAACACCACUUGCACAUUCUGCUUUUUGGUGCUUUGGUUGCCUCACCCUAUUGCACACUCGUUUAAGGGUCUUAUGGCGUUUUCGGCCAUCUAUGGAAUGGCUCUGGGUUCCAACCUUCCUCUUGGGCCUUCUACCGUCGGACAGAUCUCGAAAACUUCCGAAUUCACCAGCAGAUACGGAACUUCUAGUAUGUGUAACAGUUUCAUUCACCUCAUAGGAGUGCCGAUUGGAGGAGCCAUCAUCGGCCAGGGCAAAAACUUGAAGGGUUACGAUAACAUGGUGAUUUUUAUCGCAUGUUUGUCGAUAGUUGGAUGGGGAGCAGCAGCAGCAUCAAGGUAUUCGCUUGCUGGUUUUGCAUGGAAAAGAGUAUGA